GAAUCCUGAUCUCUCGCCGCCAUUUCCCUCGCAUCCCAGCCUAACUUCCAAGUUCCAACCAGCAUCUCCGGACCAGUCCGUGUCUUUCGCGAUACCCCCUCCUACGAAGUACAUUUUAUUUUCAACGGGCGAUGCGACGCUGAAUAGCAGCGGAAAUGGCGCCGUCAAAUUCGCUUCACUCGCCGUCACCCGCGGCGCUAUCGUUUCUAAACUCUCACUUUCAGCGGCUCGACGACCUCUCGCUCGCGCCGAACCUCCUGAGCAAUCUCUCAUCGGAGAUUAAAGACCUAAUUUCUCGCAAAGAGGAUCUCUGCUCGUCUCUCGCCUCGUCAUUGCAGCCUGCAGAAGGCGACAACGCCCGAACCAACAGCUCCAGGCUUGGAUCCGAGCCUGAGGCUGGUCGGGAUGUUUCAGAAACCAUUUCAUCCGUGGCUAAUCGCGCGCUCCAAUCCAUUGCAUCCACGUCAGAACGAAUCGAAGAAUGCCACUUGCGCGCCUCCGUGGUGGCUGCUGACGUGCAGCCGAUGGUGGAUCGGCUUGCCAGGCUGGCAGCUGAGGUGGCGAGAUGCGAGAGGGUGAGGGGAUACGUGGAAGUGGUUCUAGGGUUUGAGCGGCAGGUGGGGGAGGCGGAGGAGAAGGUAGGAUUAGGUGUGGGAUUAUGGAGGAAAGAAAUGGGCUCUGCUGCUGCUUCCGCUGCCUCUGCUGCUGCUUCCGCUGCCUCUGCUGCGGCUCUUUCUGCUCCUCCUGCUGCUGCUGCUGCUGCUGCUGCUGCUGCUGCUGCUGCUGCUGCUGCUGCUGCUGCUGCUGCUGCAUCUGCUGCUGCCCCUGGUACUUCCGCUGGUGCAAGUGCUGCUGGCCUCAGUUCCGGGAAGCAACCGUCUCGAAACCCUAAGCUCCUCUCCUCCCUCCGUACCGCCUCUCACGCCAUUCUCACCGCUUCCAACCGCUCCUCCUCCACCUCGAUCCACCACCCCUCCUGGUCCCGCCUGCUGACAGCUGUCGACCAGCGAUUGGACUCGGCAACUGCCGCCCUGGUGGGCCCUCUGUUGGAGUGCUACAGGGGAUGCCUUGCUGCUGCCGGCUGGCCGCCUCCCCUCAGGAAAGGAGGGGGAGGAGGAGGGGGAGGUGGGGGAGGAGCAGGAGGAGGAGGGGAAGUAGGAGGAGCCAACGCUCCUGCGGCUGCUGCUGGAUGUUCGGCACUGGACCGGCUUGCCGGACCUGAAGGCGAGCUUCGGGUGGAAUUCACGAGCCUGUUCAUGGCUCUGUGCUCUCUCCAGCAUGCUCAGAAGGUGAGACGAGCGGCAGAGCAGGUGCGGCUUCAAAGAGAGAGAGGGUUUGCUUAUAUGGAGGAUGGAGAGGAGGAGGAAGAGAGUGGAACGGAGGAGGAGGCAGAAGAAGCGGAUAGUGCUUAUAUGGAGGAUGGUAAUAUGAGCUUUGUUUUGGGUUCGGGCUUGCCUGCUGGCGACCUAGGGACUAUCCAGAACCUAGGGAAUAUCCAGGUUGAAGAGGCACUAUUAUGGGGGAUGGAGGAGUUGGUCCAGCCAAUAGCAUCGCAAGCCCGCCCCCCCUUCGACCAAUGGGGGGCGAGUGGGCGGCCGGAGUGGGCGUUUGCGCUGACCCUCCGGGUGGCGUUGACUGGCGUUGACUCGUUUGACCUGGCGCUACAGCCACUGGUAGACGAGGAGGGGCUCAGGGGGGUGAGUGUGAGGGAGGGGUGGGUUCGGGCCGUGGUUCAGAUGCUGCCGAUCCACUUCCUGCGGAGGUCCGUUGUGCCGAACCUGGCUGGGAAGCUCCUAGGAAGCGCAGGGGUAGAGGAAGGAGGGGGAGGUGGGGGAAGGGGGGCAGGGGGAGGGAGGGGAGGGGUAUGGGGAGGAAGGGGAGGAGGGGGAGGAGGGGGAGGAGGGAGGAAUGCAGGGAGCGGGGUGGGGAGAGAUGGUGGGGAUUGGGAGGGGGAUGAGGCAUGGGAGGAGGAGGUUGGCGGGAAUGAGGGGAAAGCAGCAGCAGCGAGGGAGUGGCUUCGGGUGGUGAGUGAAUGCAUCGCCUUUGAUUCGGCCAUGUCUCGCCUUCUGGUCUUUGGCUCAGCUACUGCUUCUGCUGCUGGUGCUUUUGCUGGUGCUGGUGCUGGUUCUGGCGUCUUUGCUGCUGGUGUUGCUGAUGCUGCUGGUGCUGCUGCUGGUGCUGGUGAGAAUUCUAGUGGUGAUGCUGCAAUCGUAUCAGAUCUCCCGCCGUCCGCGUCGGAUUUCUGGGCGGCACUGCAAGUGGAGCCGACAGUGGGGGUGUUUGCGGAGCGACCUGAUUGGCUGCUGCUCUGGAUCCAAUUGGAGCGCGCCAGCUCACGCAGGAAGGUCCUAGCUGUCAUGGGUAGUGACACUUCCUGGAAGGUUCCACGGGAUGGGGAGGAUGAGGCAAGCAUGGGUCUUCAGGAACUAUCUUCUUUUGGCUUGCUGAAAGCUACAGGUGCAAAGUCUAGAGCUACAGGUGCUGAUUUUUCUGCUACAGCUGCAGCAGCAGGGGUGGUUGAGUUUCGACCGCCGCCCGUUGCUCUUCAGCUGGUUGAGAUUCUCCGGGCGGCUGUCUCCCGAUGCGGGCGGCUCUCCGGCACUGUAGCAAGCAGCGGUUACAGUAACGAGGGGAGCAGAAUGAUUACCAGCGCCAGGGCCAUAGGCCGCGGGCGGCAGCGCUUGUCCUUUGUCGAGGGACUGUGCCGCCCGAUUCUCUCUGUGUUUCUGAAAGAGACGGAGCAGCGAGCAGACGAGAUAGAGGCAGCAGGAGCACUGGCUAGGGAUGGGGAUCUGGAGGAAAUGGCGGGGUGCGCCAAUGCUGCUAGGUUUGUGGCGCAUGCGCUGGGGACGUGGCAGGAUGAGGGGUUUUUGGUAGAGGCGUGGGAGGAGGGGCGGAGGGAGAGGAGGGCGAGGAGGAAGGGGAGAGAGUGGGGGGGAGAAGGAGAGGAGGGGAGAGAACGAGUUGCGGAUGAGCAACAGCAGAGGAAGGAGAAUCAGCAGCAGCAGCAGCAGCAGCAGGAGGAGAAGCGGGCUGAAGCGGCAGGAAGGGGAGAGGAGGCAGGUGAAGAGGAAGAGGAGUCAGGGGGAGAUGGAUGGAUGGAGGAAGAGGAGUCAGGGGGAGAUGGAUGGGAGCUGAUGGAUGCUGAGGAGGUCGAGAGAUACGGGGUCCAACACGGCUCUGACCCACAACAGCAGCAGCAGCAGCAGGGGGAACAGCAGCAGCAGGAGCUGCUUCCCCGUAGUCAGGAUCUACUAGACCAGUUCGAGGGCCCCGGUCCGGACCUCUUCUCCACCGAACUCCACCGCCUCGCAUCCCUGCACUCCGCCGUCGUCGCCAGGCUGGCGACAGCUGUCGCGCGCGGAUUCGUCUCCCGUGCGGCCGAGUACCCGCGGGCCAUAGUGCGCGUCCAGGCCCCCCCUCCUCCCCUUCCUCUUCCUCCUGCUCCGACAGGUGUUCCACACACAGAUUCUUUCUCCCUGUCCUCCUCCCUCUCCCUGUCCCCCGCCCUGGUCGAUGCCCUCACCUGGCUGCGUCUGCGCUUGCUGUCCGCCCGGCACUCGCUCGACGCGGCCCUCUUCUCCUCCUUCUGGCGCGCGCUUGCUGCUUUCCUGGACCGGUACCUUGUGGAUAAGGUCGUUCUGGGACGAGAUGUGACUAUAGGCGUGGGGGUUACAGAGGUGGCAGGAGGGGGGGGAGGGGGGACCUUAGGAGGGGUAGGAAGAGGGGCAGGAGGAGCAGGUGGAGGGGUGAGUGGAGGGGCAAAUGGUGGGACAGAUGGAGCAGGCUUUCAAACCCCCUCGAACCCGAAGAAGAGUGCUCGUGCCGGGCAGCAGUUUUCUUAUGAUAUGCAGGUGGUGAUGUCUUUGUUUGAAAUUGCCACCCCCCGCCCGCUCAACUUCUUCAAAAGGACGAGAGACGCCGCCCGGCUGAUGGCUAUGAGUGACAGGGAUGCCAAUGGGUUACUGUUCAUGCUGUCUCUAGUCAGCGGGUCUGGGGCAACAGACUCAUCACCAUCAUCCUCGUUUUUAGCUUCUUCAUCAACAAAAGCGAUGGCAUUCGCCAGUGCAGCCAUGGGCGCUGCUGGGGCAGCAGUUGGUGCUGGUGGCAGGGCCGUCGGCAUUGGCAGGGAUUCAGGGAUUGAUAGCAAUAAUGACAGAGAACAGGAGCAGCAGCAGCAGGAGCAGCAGCAGCAGGAGAAGGUGGAGGAGGAUGAGAGGCAGCAGAGGGCAGCUGCAGCAUUGAGGAGGAGAGGGAUUUUGCAUCUGCAGGCAAGGGAAGUGCAAGCUGUGCUUGAAAGGCGUGCUCUGCCAAGGAGAUAGUGUGAGAGACACAGAACCGGAGCAGCGCAAAGGAGGAGACGCAUUCUGCAUUUGCAGGCAAGGGAAGUGCAAGCUGUUCUUGAGAGGCGUGCUCUGCCAAAGAGAUAGCUGGUGGUGGAAAUGGUAGGCACUUGAGAGCUUUGUUAUGGGUAGCUGUGUUACCUUCGUUGGAUUAGCAGAUCUACUCAAGGUUUUGCGAUGCCAUCCACCACGGCUUUUGAUUGGUAGGCUGCUGCAUGCAGUACCCGCACCAUUGUGGGGUGGAUCUCCAUUUUCCGCCCAUAAGGUCAUUCGAUGGUUUUCCUCAGGUGUAACGACCAGUGGGCAGGGUACAAGAAGGCGCAAAAUAGCAUUUCCAAGGAUAUUAC
Molecule: messenger RNA, 4690 nt
Organism: Closterium sp. NIES-67
Lineage: Eukaryota; Viridiplantae; Streptophyta; Zygnematophyceae; Desmidiales; Closteriaceae
Source: the annotation of a GenBank genome assembly